GCGUCGCCUCGCACGGCCCACCCUUCUCGCCUCGCCUCCCUCGCCGGUGCGCUUCGCCAGCAUGGCCUCCGUGCCCUGGAUCCCGCCGGCGCCCGGCUCCAUCCCCGCGCCGCCGCGGCCCGAGUACGCAGACCGGCACACGCAGGGCAACAUUGCCGAUGUGCGCUCCACGCACCUGCACCUCGACUGGCGCGUCGACUGGGAGGCAAAGACGCUUGCCGGCAGCGUCGAGCAUACCCUGCUCGUGCUCAAGAACGGCACCGACGCGCUCGUGCUUGACACUAGCUACCUCGACAUCCAGCAUGUCGACGUCGAGGGGCGCAAGUGCGACGCCUGGAAGCUGGCGGAGCGCAAGCCUGCGCUGGGCAGCGCACUGACCAUUCCCAUCGGCAAGCGCAAGGAGGGCGACAAGCUCAAGGUGCUCAUUCGCUACAGCACUACUGCCAAGUGCACUGCGCUGGGCUGGCUGACUGCUGAGCAGACGGAGGGCAAGAAGAUGCCGUUCCUCUACUCGCAGUGCCAGGCGAUCCACGCACGCUCCAUCGUGCCCGUGCAGGACUCGCCCUCUCACAAGCUCACCUACACGUCGCGCGUGCAGUCUUCGAUUCCCAUCCUCAUGUCUGCGCUCGCCGCCGGUCGCAUCGAGGCGACCGAGACGCACCCCGGCGACGCCGUCUCGGGCGAGCUCGAGUCGGGAGAGAAGGUGUAUGAGUUCAAGCAGCCCAUCGGCAUCCCGAGCUACCUGAUCGCCAUCGUCGGCGGUGACCUCGUCUUCUCCGACUUGGGCCCUCGCGUCGGUGUCUGGGCCGAGCCGCCGAUGGCCAAGCGUGCGGAAUGGGAGUUCAAGACCAACGCCCAUCGCUACCUCACUGCUGCCGAGGAGACGAUCAGCCCCUACUCAUGGAGCCGCUUCGACUCCGUCGUCCUGCCGCCGAGCUUCCCCUACGGCGGCAUGGAGAAUGCGAACCUCACGACGCUCACGCCGAGCUUGAUCUGCGGCGAUCGUUCGCAGUGCGAUGUGCUGCUGCACGAGCUGUCGCAUAGCUGGUCGGGCAACUUGACGUCGUGCGCGACGUGGAGCGACUUCUGGCUCAACGAGGGCAUCAACGUCUGGAUCGAGCGUCUGCUCCUCUCCAUCGUGCACGGCCCCGAGGCAGGUCCGGCGCAUCGCGGCCUGAGCUACAUCAUGGGCUCCAAGGCCCUCGCCGAUGCCUUUGAUCAGUUCAAGAACAACACGCGCUUCCGCCGCCUCGUUCCCGUCUAUCACGCAGGCGAGGAUCCGGACGAUGCAUUCUCCAGCAUUCCGUACGAGGCUGGCUCAAACCUGAUUCUGCAUCUUGAAGAUCUCGUUGGUGGCCUUGACCUCUUCCUUCCCUUCAUUCGCUCGUGGUUCAAGACCUUCUACGACCGUUCCGUGACGACGCAGGAGUUCAAGCAGCAUCUGAGCGACUACUACGCGAGCAACGAGGAGAUCAGCAAGAAGAUCAAGGCGAUCGACUGGGAUGCUUGGCUGCAUAAUGAGAGCGGCAAGCUGCCGGUCAAGAUGGAGUACGACGACACGCUCGCUGUGCAGGCGUUCGCACUGGCGGAGCGGUGGGAGAAGGUCAAGGGCAAUGACACGGAGGGCUUUGGCAAGAAGGACAUCGAGGGCUGGACGAGCGACCAGAAGGUCGUCUUCCUGGAGCGGCUGCACCUCGGCCCGCACAUCAGCGCAGAAGUCGCCUCGGCGCUCGACAAGCACUACGGCUUCAGCUCCGAGACGAACGGCGAGAUCCUGCUGGCGUUCUUCCUUGUGGCGCUCGAGGACAAGAAGACGCAGUACGCAGAGAAGUGUGCGGCCUGGGUGCCGACGGUCGGCCGCAUGAAGUAUGCGCGCCCGCUGUACCGCUCGCUCUUCCUCAUCAAGCCGGAGCUUGCGCGCGAGACGUUCGUCGCCAACCGCACCUUCUACCACCCCAUCGCCGCCGCGCUGAUCGAGAAGGAUCUCGGCCUCAGCUCAAUGUCAACUGUAAAGCCAUCGCGGCACGUCGUGACCAUCAUCGGCUCAACGGGCACGGGCAAGUCGCAGCUGGCCGUCGAGGUGGCGCAGGCUCUGCAGGCGCGAGACGGUCGCUUCGGCGCGUACGACGGCGCAGAGGCCGUCUCGGCUGACAGCAUGCAGAUGUAUCGCGGCCUCGACGUCAUCACGAACAAGGCGACGCGCGAGGAGAUGCAGGGCGUCAAGCAUCACCUCAUGGACUUUCUCGAGCCCGGCGAGCAGUACACUGUGGGCGAGUUCGUGCGCGAGGCAGGCGCGCUGAUCGAGUCGUGUCAUGACGAGCGCAAGGUGCCAAUCGUGGUUGGCGGCACCACGUACUACGUUCAGCAUCUGCUCUUUCCCGGCCGGCUGGUCUCGCUGCAGCGCAAAGACGAGCAGCGCUGGAGCGACGACGAGGAAGCUCCGCCGGCGUUGAGCGCCACUGCCGCCGCUGCUCUGCAGCAGCACUUGUCUGUCCUCACAGAAGAGCAGCAGCAAGCAUGGGCGGCGCUCGCCGCCUCGCGUCCGGGUAAGCUGCCAGAGCACGUCGGCGACGCGGCGCUGUGGGGCCUCCUCGACACGCUCGAUCCCGCCAUGGCUCGGCGCUGGCACUGGCGCGACACCCGCAAGGUUGGGCGCAGCCUGCGUGUCCUUCUUGAGACGGGCCGGCGUCACUCGGAGUGGAUCGAGGAGCAGCAGCGACAGGACAGCUCGAGCAGGAGAGCUGAAGCCGUCAAGGACGCCGGCGGCGCCGCGGCUAAGCAUCUUGUGCUGUGGGUAUGGUGCGAGCCUGAGACGCUGCAGAGACGCCUGGCUGCCCGAGUCGGAAAGAUGGUCGAGCGCGGCCUGCUUGCCGAGAUCCAAGAGCUGCGGACCAAAGGCGCCGACGUCGACUACACUCGCGGCAUCUACCAGGCAAUCGGCUACAAGGAGUUCGCCUCAUUCCUGGCGCACUGCGACGGCGGCAGCACCGACGACGCCGAGGGCAAGCGUCUCUUCGCCCACGCGCUCGAGCGCAUGCAGAUCGGCACGAGGCAGUACGCCAAGUACCAGACCAAGUGGAUCCGCAACACGCUCGCGCCCGAGGUCGCCGAGGCGGACGAGGUCGACUUCUUCUUGCUCGACGCCACUGAUCUGUCCAGGUGGAAGGAGAACGUUGGCGGCCCGGCGCUUGACCUAGUCUCGAAGUUCCUCAACGACGCGCCUCUGCCCGAUGCCCGCAGUCUCAGCGCUGCAGCAGCCUCACAGCUCCCGCAAGCACCGCGCUCGCUGGCCGAUCCGCUCGGUCGCAACGCCAUGGAGGUGUGCACGGUCUGCACCAAGGACGCAGCCACGCCCGUACUUGUGCGACUGGACGACAUGCAGGCGCACAUCCAGACGCGCUCGCAUCGCCUUGCCUCGCGCUCGACACAAAGAGCGGCACCGGAUCCAGAGGUCGUGGCGCGGAAGCGCGAGGAACGCAGACGGGUGCGCGAGGGCCUGUUGACGGCACAGGCAGAAGAGCAAUGACAUAGUGAGAGCGUGAGAGC
Messenger RNA from Tilletiopsis washingtonensis, 3546 nucleotides. RefSeq lists its product as hypothetical. The transcript is spliced from 13 exons. Lineage: Eukaryota; Fungi; Basidiomycota; Exobasidiomycetes; Entylomatales. Gene Ontology annotation, cellular component: cytosol. Gene Ontology annotation, molecular function: aminopeptidase activity; zinc ion binding; epoxide hydrolase activity. The record is from RefSeq and is a predicted model, not a curated record. Gene Ontology annotation, biological process: tRNA processing; proteolysis. Bases 62 to 3526 code for a protein of 1154 amino acids.